UUAUAUUUGCAUCAGGGUCACAACAACGCUCGCAGUAUAAAAGUAAACCUGUCUUCUUGGGUUUCAAAGGAGUGAUUCCCGUUGGCUCAGCGGUAAGUCUGUGACCUUACAGGGCUAAAAAUCGAGUUUUGAUACUUGCCGGUGGGCAGAGCACAGAUAGCCCAUUGUGCAGCUUUGCGGUAUACGACAAAUUAAAAGCCAAAGAACGAAGUAUCCUUACGUUCGUUUUCAUGCUUCAAACAUCGGAAGUGUUAUCUUGCCCUACUGACCUAGAUGCCAGAAAUGUUCUGGAGAAAUGUUAGAGAGUGUCUCACUUGUUGACUGUCAGCGUCAACAUGAAAAAGCCUGGCAAUAACCCAAGCUGUGAACUGUUUCCUACCUUCUCAUUCUCUAUAGUUAGUAGGUAAUUACUAAAUGUUCCAUUAGUUUGGCAAUAGGUGUUUAAAAUCUAUUCCUGCAGACACUCAUGAGUUAAUAAGUAAUCAGAACGAGACAGUUGAAUCAUUGUGGCUUAUACGAUAUUUGGUACUGUAUGAAGAGUUGCUCAGUGUAAAUAAACCUAGUAAUUCCAAAUGCAAGUGAAUUCUAGCAUAUCGUUGCUGCAGCCAUCGUUAUGAUUCCAUGUUGGUUAAUUUCUCUGAACGUUAUUAUUAUGAAAAGACAGUAUUUACAGCGAAAAGGUCGGGAGCACUUAAAGAUGCAACUUUGCAACGAGACGAUGCCUUAUCCUCAGCCUGAACUUCAACAUUCAAACCUGAACGGCCGAAAGCGUCGAGGGAACUUGCCGAAGGAAUCGGUGAAAAUUUUAAAAAUGUGGCUGUAUGAACAUCGGUACAAUGCCUAUCCUUCUGACCAGGAAAAACUCUCUCUCUCUAAGGAGGCCAAUCUCAGUCUUUUGCAGGUCUGUAAUUGGUUUAUAAACGCUAGACGUCGCAUUCUGCCAGAUCUGAUUCGGAAAGAAGGACACGACCCCCUGCAGUACACAAUAACUAGGAAAAGCUACUCACACAAAAACCAUGGUGUAAAGCAAAGACAUCACGGUGAAAAUUCCGAGAAGUCUGACCAUGACAGACUAGCCAAACCUCUUCAGUCCUUUUUUUCUGCAACCGAUGAUAGCGCCACUGACGUGGAAAGUGAAGACAGUUUGAGUGAAGCUUCUCCCCUUGAUCCUUUGCAGUCUGAUUGCGACUUGAAAGACUGUGACUCCCCUUUGAAACUGACAAAACGCUGGCAACAGUCUCAUGAGCAAGAACUCGUGAAUGGAAAAUGGUCAGUGAGCUCUGUUGAUUUUUUUUCCACUGGCUCAUCAGCAAUGCAAGUUUCACCAGCUAGUGAUCGCUCAGACACCAGUUUGUUCUUAAAUCCUCACAAUUAUGAUAGCGUCACAGAAUACGAUCCAUCGGUUACGGUCAACACCUGCGAAAGAAAUGGCGAUUCAAAAGCGUUUGGUUCAACUAUAAACUACAACAAUACGAUUGAAGAUCCAAAACGGAAACCUUGGGAAUCUGAGCCUAAUACUCCACCACUUACGCCCCCUGGGGAGGAUAAGGAAGACCCGUUCAGCUGUUUGUACUUAUUAGUAGACGCUGCUGUUGGUGAACUAGAAAAACAGCAAGUGCAGCGUUGUCCCAAUUUAUGACAUCACGUUUUUCUCUACCCAUUUACCCAUCCAAAUGUGCCUUUCAUUUUAUGAUAUGUUCGACAUUUAUUCGUUGCAAAGAAAGGAGAACCGUAGCAAUUCUUAGUAGAGGACCAUUUACACAUUGAAAUAGCUUCUAUGCAAGGGCUUGUUGUCUUAACAGCAUUCCGUUUAUAUGCUCAAAAAUUUUCUUUUAAAAAUACUGUAAUUGAUUAAAAGCCACCAAAUUGUAUUAUCUCAUUAAUUUUGAAUAUUUGUCCCAAUAUUCCAUGUAAUAGGACAUGUUCAACAAAACUACAGUCGAAUUUUCUUGUUCAUUCAUUUGAAUUUGCAUAAGUUCAGCCUCAUUUAUAGGUUUAAGCACUGAUGGUGCUUUAUAUUCCUAUAAGCCUUGUAAAGUUGUUUCCCAACAAAUUGUCUGUUUACCUCUACAUACUUGAACUUGUCUCUUUCACAGGCUUUGUGUGUGAAAACUGCCUUUAAUAAUAGUAAAUUUGCCAUGUUUGUCGAAAUAUCAAAGUUGAAAUAAAUCUUGAAACUGUAGCUGGACGUAACGACAUAAUACAUUGAAACUAUUACCCUUAAUUACUAUUAAUGCAAAAAAAGUCUUGCUUUUAUAUUUUACAAUUGUCGAUUGACAAUAUUUGAAAAGAAAAAAUUAAACUAACUUCGUAGUUUAAACAUUCUUGUAAUUUCAAACAAAUAACCUCUUAACCACCCACUUUCACAUAACGAUAGUGAUAUUAUUACAUUAGGAAAUUUCUCAUUGGAUCAUGCUGCUUUAUUUCAUGUUAAGAAGACGCCUUUGAGAAGCAAGUAACACUAAGCAAAACCAUGGUUGACUUCAAGAGGUUUGUUAAUACUUGAAGCACGGUAAGUGAAACCAUGGUUGACUUUAGGGGGUUAUUGAUACUUGGAAUCUAAAACUACUAUCAACGGAGGUUUUUGUUGGUGAUUGUAAUGUAAGUAUGCAAUUGAGCUAACACUUGUUUUGAGAAAUGGACUACUGACUAAGAGUUAACGGCAGUUUUAAAAAUAUUUGAGAUGUUCCUCCUGGAGAAUCUGUUUUUUAUGUACUUCAGUAGGAAUUGUACACCGCAGUAGCGAACAAGGACAAGGCUUAACACCUUCCACACCUGCUUUUGUAGUGGCGCUUAGUAUGCUAGUUCAUAUGUUAAAAGCAAAUAAAUUUUCUGUUUCUUUAAAAAAGAAACUUUUUAAACUUCAAUAUAACUUUUUGUGCUUAUGAACGGCGGUUUUUAGACUAGGAACCAAGUUACAGUUCAACUGCGUUUAAAUUAAUUAUAGUGUGUAUGGAAAGCAUUUAUAACACCAUCCAUCUCUAGACAAUCAAACAAAGCAAGAUAGACUCAACUUCUUUCUAAAACUUAACUUUUAAAAGAAAACUUCUCGCACAGUGAUGUUUGUUUCGUCUUUUGCAUUUCGUCCUUGAAAAUUAACAAUUUAGGCUCAAUAUGGUAUGGUUUCCCUAUAUUAUUAGAUUUGUCUGCUCAAAAUGAAAAGUUAAUUAUAUAUGUAUAUACAUUUAACAUAGAUAUAUAGAGACAUAUAUUAUUUAGGUCCGUUUUUGCAUAAUCAUAUUCAUCUUGAUUGAGAAGAUUCUUUAUUCACGGAUCUUAUUUUACGAUUUUAGCCAUAAAAUUUUAAAUAGUUUUUAGCUAAUGUUUUUUAUAUGUAUACAAAUGAUUUAUCCUGCUAAAUCUUCAAUUUUAAGAAGGUUAGCUGUAGGAUAGUCUGAAAAAUGAACUUUUUGUACUUUGUGUGCAGGAAUGUUUUUGACAUAUCACGUAUGUCAAUUUGAUUCUCAGUCAUGUUUUUGUAGUUAUACUUUUUUGAGCCUUUUUUUUUGUAUUGUGAGUUUAGUGUACUCACAGUGCUUGUGAAGAAGUAACAACCAAAAUAGAUAGUUAAUAGUGAACUAAAAAUUCACUUAUACUUCAUUGUUUAUUUGGAUUUUCACAUACUUGUGUAUAAACUAUAUAACUGUGGGUAUGUCAUAUUCCUUAAGCCUUCUUAGAUACUUACACAGUUGUAUAUAAUUUAAAAAAUAAACCAUGAAGAAUAGAUAAGUUAUGAAUCAACUUUUGCAGUAGGGUGAUAUGUAUGAUAACCUGGGGCUUGAAAUAAAUUUUUGUCAGAUCGUGUAAUUCUCGAAGAUGUAACUGAUGUAUAAUUAAGUUUACUUUGUUUCGAGUUAAGAGUUGUAGUUUUUACUAUUUUGGAAUUAAAUAUUAGUUAUAACAAAUAUUUGUUUGAAAGUUUGAUGAUCACUGCUGAAUAAAAUGUGGAUAAAACAAA
Molecule: messenger RNA, 3958 nt
Organism: Limulus polyphemus (Atlantic horseshoe crab)
Lineage: Eukaryota; Metazoa; Arthropoda; Merostomata; Xiphosura; Limulidae
Product: iroquois-class homeodomain protein IRX-2-like
Exons: 2
Coding region: 614-1639 (341 amino acids)
Biological process (GO): regulation of transcription by RNA polymerase II
Molecular function (GO): DNA-binding transcription factor activity, RNA polymerase II-specific; RNA polymerase II cis-regulatory region sequence-specific DNA binding
Source: RefSeq, a predicted model, not a curated record